Molecule: messenger RNA, 2094 nt
Organism: Suillus paluster
Lineage: Eukaryota; Fungi; Basidiomycota; Agaricomycetes; Boletales; Suillaceae
Product: KRI1-like family C-terminal-domain-containing protein
Exons: 8
Coding region: 1-2094 (697 amino acids)
Biological process (GO): endonucleolytic cleavage in ITS1 to separate SSU-rRNA from 5.8S rRNA and LSU-rRNA from tricistronic rRNA transcript (SSU-rRNA, 5.8S rRNA, LSU-rRNA)
Cellular component (GO): 90S preribosome; nucleolus
Source: RefSeq, a predicted model, not a curated record
AUGCUUUCCGAUUCCGAUACCGAGGACAUUCAAACCCUCACCAUCAAUGAACACUAUGCAAAGGCGUUUGAAUACAAGAAAGAGCGCGAGGAGCUCGCAAAAUUAAAAGAAAAAUAUGGGUCCGACUUUGAAGGGGAUGAGGAUGAGGAGACAGACUCUGAGGACGCAGAAUCUGAAGAUGAGGAUGGGGAAGAGCUCACGCCUGCAGUGGGUGCUGCGAUAUUGAGGACGCUAGCAAGGAUCAGGAAGAAGGAUCCGGCCAUAUACAAUGCGGAGAAAAGUAUCUUCGAAGAGGAGCAGAAGCGCACCGCCGUUCGUGCCCCCCAGGUGCAAGAGCGGAAAACCAAGGAUAAAUCAAAACCUCUUACUAUCCGGCAAGCAGCUCUCGCGUCCGCUCUCGAAGCCAACACCUCCCGUUCGCCCACUCCAGAACCUCACAUACCCACACACACCGAGGAGCAGCGUCAACUGCGUGACGAAACCCGCGCUGCAUUCCACACUGCCGUUGAUCAGAGUGAUGAUGACGGAUUGCUUGUCCCGCGAGAGAAGACAAAGGACGAACUUGAGCAUGAAGAAGAGGAAUACAGAGAAUACCUCAAGCACGCUGUUGGCGAGGAUCUUGAAGGUCUCGUAGUGGUCGAGAAUUCGGGGAUAGAUGCAGGGACUGAGGACAGUGAAGAACGCGCCGGUGACAAAGAGAAGAGCAAGACGAAGAAAAAGGGUGACAAGGCGAAGGGGAUGUCCAAGCAAGAGGCUGAUCAGGAGUUCUUGAUGAACUAUAUCCUCAAUCGCGGAUGGAUCGACAAAUCAGCAAGAAGGUUACCCACAUACAAGGAGAUCGUUAAACCCACGUCAAAAAAAGGCAAAGCUAAAGACUCUGUAGCUGAAUCUGACCUCGAGGCUUCAGAUGACGGACGAGGGGAUGCCACGGACGGAGAACAACAUGUACACGAGGAGAUCAUGGACGAUGACGAUGACUUCGUGGAGAUCGCCGACGCUUUCGAGACUUCAUAUAACUUCCGUUUCGAAGAACCCGACGCAGCUACUAUCAAGACCUUCCCACGAAACAUCGCCUCCACAGUACGCCGAACUGACACAACUCGGAAGGAGGGCCGCGAGCGAAAGAAGCAGCGCCAGGAAGAAGAACUCGAGAAGCAGCGUGAGGAGGUGCGAAGGUUGAAAGCUCUUAAAAUGAAGGAAGUCCGCCGAAAACUCGAGCGCAUCGGGCGUGAAGGUGGCUCAAAUGUUGUAGCCUUCAGGGAGUUCGAUCUCGAUGCGGACUGGGACCCCGAAGCGCAUGACAAGCAAAUGACGGGGCUCUACGGUGAUGGCGACGACUCUGACCUGGAUCAAGAAAAGCCCGUGUGGGAUGAUGAUGUCAAUAUCGAUGAUAUCAUCCCACCUUCGCAGCCCGCCGAAUCAUCUUCGUCUUCAAAUAAGAAGAAGAAGAAAAAGAAAAAGAAGAAAGACGAGGACAACGACGAAGGAGUGGACAUUGAUGCCAUGGAUGCAGACGUCGUGCGUACACACGAUGAUGAAGAGGAAUGGGAUGGCACUGAGGAGAUGAGGAAGCGCAAACUUGAUGAAUACAUGGAUGAAGUCUACGGGCUCGAGUUUAACGACAUGGUCGCAGGAAUGCCUACGCGCUUUAAAUACACCACGACUACGCCGCAAACAUUUGCGCUUACCCCUGCGGAAGUCCUCAUGGCCACGGAUCAGGAACUCAAUCAAUACGUGAGCGUGAAGCGCUAUGCACCUUACCGCGCGGAGAAGUGGGAUAAUAACCGUGGAGAGCGCCUCAAAGAGUUCAGGGAGAAAUUGAAGGAACGUGUAGGGGCCACUGGGACGAGUCACAGGUCAGAGGAUGCGAUACCAAAGAAACGGGCGGGGAAGAAGGAGCGGCAGAAAAUGAAAGCUGCCGCUGGUGCUGGUGCUGCAGCGGGCGGUUAUGGUGAUGAGGGGAGAGUGGGGGUCGACGGAGUGGGGGAGGCUUCCAUUAAAAUGCAGAAGAUGAUAUUUGAGGAGCAGGAGGAUGAUGUCGAAGAGCCGGCAGAAAAUAAGCCACCUAAAAAGAAGAGGAGAAGAAAGCUUUAA